This is a messenger RNA of Manduca sexta (tobacco hornworm), 1301 nucleotides long. RefSeq names its product antigen LPMC-61-like. The record is from RefSeq and is a predicted model, not a curated record. The transcript has 2 exons. NCBI's taxonomy places the organism in Eukaryota, Metazoa, Arthropoda, Insecta, Lepidoptera, Sphingidae. Bases 72 to 980 code for a protein of 302 amino acids.
UGGGAGAGGGGAAGGUUGAUAAAAAGAGCGCGCGCCGCUUGCACAGCCAGUCGCAUCUGCAACCACCAAACAUGAGGGUGUUGACUAUCACGAUAUGCGUGACGCUCGCGUUUGCGGCGUCCCUCGCGCUUCCAGUCCAGGACUUGGCCCAGGGGCCAGAGCUCGUGCGGGAGAAGCGGACCCCAGGAGGCUGGCACUCCCCCCCAGAGGGAGUAUGGAAGAAGAAACUCGUAUGGAAGGAGGAGUGGAAACAAAUAUGGAAAACAGAUAAAAAGUUAAUCUGGAAACCAGAGUGGAAGAAGGAGAAAGUCCCAGCGUGGAAGACCGAACAAGUGCAGCAAUGGAAAGAGGAACAAGUCCCCGCCUGGAAGAUAGUGCAGAAACCUAUCUGGAAGGAAGUUCAGGUCCCAAUAUGGAAGGAGGUUCAAGUACCUGAUUGGAAAAAGGUCUACAAACCAGUAUGGAAGGAAAUCCAAGUGCCAGUAACCAAGGACGUACAAGUACCCGAAUGGAAACAGAACUUCAUUCCAGCGUGGGUAAAAGAGGGCGUGCCCGGUGAGAAAUACUUGGGAAAAGACGACCACGGAUGGGAAUACACAAGCCACGAUCUCUGGAGGAAGAAGAUGAUCUGGAAGCCAGUAUGGAAAAAGGUCUGGAAGACAGUCCAAAAACAGGAAUGGGUAACAGAGAAAAAAUUGGAAUGGAAAGAAGAGUGGAAACAGGUUUGGAAAACCGAAAAGAAACAAGCCUGGGUAACAGAGAAGAAACAAGAGUGGGUUGAAGAGAAAGUACAAAUCUGGAAAACCAUUAAGAAGGAAGUCUGGGUACCUGUACAAAAGAAGAUCUGGGUAGAGAAGUGGAAGCAAAUCCAAGUGCCAGUAUGGAAGACCGUAGAGGUCCCAGCAUGGAAGAAAGUAUGGAAGCCGGUGUGGGAGAAAGUGUGGGUACCCAUCCAUCAUGAGCACCACGGCUGGGACUGAAGUUAGGUAUGACACAUUUGUACAUAUAGUAUAGUCUAACGUAGUCAUUGUUGUUACCGGGUACAGUUAUUGUAAAUAUUGUUACUUCAUCGGACGGUGAGUUCGAACUUCUGGGCGUACGCGAAGGCGAAUCAGAUUGCUUUUAGCGAAUGCAAGAGAAAAAUUUAUGCGAAUGCGAAUUUAAUUUGGCUUUGCGUGCGCCUAUCGAAGUGAGUUGAUUGAAAUGGCUUUUUUACAUUAUAAAUUGGACGAUAGUUUUUGGAAAUAGACUUUAAAUUUAUGUGACAAAUGAAUUAUUUUUAAAUAAACACAUAUAAAGUA